AUGUCGAUAACAGUUAGAGCGAGUAGCGAAAACAAUGGGGACCUGUCAUCCAAAAAUGGCAAAAUAGUGGAAGAGGAAUGGAACGUAUCAGAUACUGCUCUUUCGUCAGAUUCUACUUUAUAUGAGAACUCUGGAUUCAGUGAACGGUAUUUGGAAAAAUCCAAAUUGCUAUCAAUCGCAAUUGAUGAAAUAGGAUUUGGAAAAUACCAGAUAGGACUUUUCUUUGUGGCAGGAUUUGGAUGGCUUUCUGACAAUGCUUGGCCUAUUGUGACUAGUUUAAUAUUACCAAGAUUGGUAGAAGUUGAUGGAGUUCAUGCUCCAGUAGGAAAGGGUCCAUACUUGACAUUAGCCCAGAAUUUUGGAUUAUUAGCGGGUGCCUUAGUGUGGUCUUUGUCGUCAGAUAUAAUUGGAAGAAGAUGGGCGUUUAAUUUGACGUUUUUAUGUACAGCGAUAUGGGCUACGGUUGCAGGCUCAUCUCCCAACUUUGCUGCUAUUGGGGUUUUUGCUGCAUUGUGGAGUUUUGGAGUGGGUGGAAAUCUCCCCGUAGAUUCUGCUAUCUUCAUUGAAAACUUGCCAUCUCGCCAGAAGUACCUCUUAACAAUGAUGAGUGGGUUCUGGGCUUUAGGACAAAUUCUUGCAAAUUUGAUUUCUUGGGGGUUGAUUGGGAAUUACUCUUGUAGUGAUUCAGAUACAGUGUGUCAUAAGGCAGAUAACAAGGGAUGGAGAUAUUUCUUGUACACUAUGGGGGGAAUCACCUUUUUAAUGUUUUUUUCUAGAUUUGCAUUCAGAGUGCUAGAAUCACCAAUGUUCUAUAUGGCCAGAGGAGACGACGAAAAGGCAAUUGAAAACUUAUACAAAAUCGCUAAGAUCAAUGGCCGACCUGUUAGUAUAACAUUAGAGCAAUUGCAAGAGAUAGAUAGAAAAUACGGAGAUCAGGAGAUCGUUCCUUCGAAACAUGCACAUUUAUCUAAAUACAAAUUGACUCAUAUCAGAGAUUGCUUUGCAUCUCGUAAGUUAGCCAUUUCAACAUCUCUUGUUAUAUUUACAUGGGGUGUAAUUGGUCUUGCGUUUCCGUUGUAUAAUGCGUUUUUGCCUUCCUAUUUGGAACGAAAUGGUGAUGCAAAUAAACCUCUUCCGGUACAUUUAGUGUACAGAAAUUCAUUGAUAGUUGCUGUUAUAGGUAUUCCAGGCGCUAUUGUUGCAGGUAUCUGUGUUGAGUUGAGAAUCGGUAGAAAGGGUACUCUUUUCAUAUCCUUGAUUUUAACUGGUGUUUUUCUCUAUUGCUCUACGACUGCCACUACGAGCAAUGCUAAUCUAGGCUGGAAUUGUGGUUUUAGUUUUUUCUCUAAUAUAGUGUACGGAGUUUUAUAUGCCUACACUCCAGAAAUAUUUCCUACAAAAAUUAGAGGCACAGGAGUUGGUCUUGCUGCUUCAUUUAAUCGUGUUAUGGGUAUAUUUGCUCCAAUUAUCGCAAUUUACGCUGAUAUAACAACAUCUGCACCAAUUUUUGUCAGUGGUGCUUUAUUUAUGUUUGCUGGACUUUUGACAUUACUAUUUCCAUAUGAACCUAGAGGUAAAUCGAGUUAUUAG
Molecule: messenger RNA, 1590 nt
Organism: Debaryomyces fabryi
Lineage: Eukaryota; Fungi; Ascomycota; Pichiomycetes; Serinales; Debaryomycetaceae
Exons: 1
Coding region: 1-1590 (529 amino acids)
Biological process (GO): transmembrane transport
Cellular component (GO): membrane
Molecular function (GO): transmembrane transporter activity
Source: RefSeq, a predicted model, not a curated record